Molecule: messenger RNA, 4087 nt
Organism: Xyrauchen texanus (razorback sucker)
Lineage: Eukaryota; Metazoa; Chordata; Actinopteri; Cypriniformes; Catostomidae
Product: F-box/LRR-repeat protein 2-like
Exons: 14
Coding region: 882-2180 (432 amino acids)
Biological process (GO): SCF-dependent proteasomal ubiquitin-dependent protein catabolic process
Cellular component (GO): SCF ubiquitin ligase complex
Molecular function (GO): protein binding
Source: RefSeq, a predicted model, not a curated record
UGCUUGAUUUUUUUUUUUUUUUACUUUCUCACAUCAAUGUACAAAAUGAACAUCUUACAGCAGUCAGAUUCAUGUGAACUUAUGCUGACAUAAUAUAUAUUAUUUUCUCAUUCCUGCACUACAGAUCAUUUUCUCUGACACAAUUUACAAAGACAGUAUGCGUUGGACCUGUUCAAGACCUACAAAAGCAUUAUAUCGUGUAUACAGCAGGAAUUAUAACAUUUGAUUUGAAAAAAUAAAAGUUAAAAUUUUAUCGUUGAUGAUCCUUAUUAUCUUUUUGGAAAAAUGUCUCAUCUCCGUUGCUCGUGUGAAGACACUUCCAUUUCCAACAUACAUGCGUUUCCAUCUGUGCCAAUCCACGCGUCACCACAAUCAAAACAAAUCCACCACGCGUGUUUUUCCCGCAAAAGUGACGUCAUGACAGCCACUCAAUUGGGCUCUUGAAAUCGCAAGAGUGCAUCUUCACCCAAGUGCUAAAUAAGAGGAGGGUAUUUUAAGAUAACAUGCCAGACACACCUUACAUUUUAUUGGUUUCGUUUAAAGAUUAAGCACACACACUUCAGGCAGGAAUUUGCGCUUGAACGGAAAUGUAGUCAGAGAGGCUGCUCGCGAGGCGGAAGUGAGGUUAGAGCGGCAGCAGUCUGCUUCGUCCAUGUUAUUAUUGUUAUUUUGGCUGUGUGAUGGUUCACAGCGGAGCGCACGGACGGCGUCCAGCCCGGGAUUUCUCCGGUUACCAGCACAGACAUGAACCGCUAGCAAGUCACUCGUUACAUCUGCGCUUCUGUCCCGCGAUAGUUUGAUCACCAACGCUGACAAAACGCCCAAACGUUGCUGUGCGCAGCGCUCGCGUCGGACUGUCUUUAUUGUUGACUGCAACAGACAUGAACGGCAUCACCAAGAGCAGAUUUGAGGUGUUCUCAAACAGUGAUGAGGCCCCAAUCAACAAAAAACUUCCUAAAGAGCUUCUGCUCAGGAUUUUCUCCUACCUGGAUGUUGUUACAUUGUGUAGGUGUGCUCAAGUAUCAAAGGCAUGGAAUGUCCUCGCGUUAGAUGGAAGCAACUGGCAGAAGAUUGAUCUCUUCAACUUUCAGACAGAUAUUGAGGGUCGAGUGGUGGAGAACAUCUCAAAGCGAUGUGGAGGUUUUUUGAGGCAGCUCAGUCUAAGGGGCUGCCUCAGUGUGGGCGAUGCCUCCAUGAAGACCUUUGCUCAGAACUGUCGCAACAUUGAGCAUCUGAACCUCAACGGCUGCACCAAGAUCACAGAUUCCACUUGCAUCAGCCUUAGCAAGUUCUGCUCCAAACUUCGUCACCUUGACCUGACCUCUUGCGUGUCUAUCACCAAUCAUGCACUUAAGGCCUUAAGUGAGGGCUCCCGGAUGUUGGAGAAUCUGAACCUGUCCUGGUGUGAUCAGAUCACGAGUGAUGGCAUUGAGGCUCUCACCCAUGGAUGCGCAGGCCUCAAAGCUCUGUUCCUGAGAGGCUGCACACAGCUUGAAGAUACUGCACUGAAGCACCUUCAAAAGCACUGUCCUGUUCUCAUGACAAUCAACAUGCAAUCCUGCACACAAAUCACAGAUGAUGGCUUUGUGAGUUUGUGCCGGGGCUGUCACAAACUACAGAUGGUGUGUGUGUCUGGCUGCAGCAACAUUACAGAUGCCUCCCUGACCGCACUCGGCCUCAACUGCCAACAGCUCAAGAUCCUAGAGGCUGCUCGCUGCUCACAUGUGACCGAUGCUGGUUUUACUGUUCUAGCCAGGAAUUGUCAUGAUUUGGAGAAGAUGGAUUUAGAGGAAUGUAUUUUGGUGACUGAUAACACUCUGGUUCAGCUCUCAAUCCACUGCCCUCAGCUGCAGGCGCUGAGCCUGUCUCACUGUGAGUUGAUAACAGAUGAUGGAAUCAGACACCUGAGCAGCAGUGCGUGUGGUCAUGAGCGUCUGCAGGUCGUGGAGUUGGACAACUGCCCCUUGAUCACAGACAUCACACUGGAACAUCUCAAAAGUUGCCAGCGUUUGGAACGCAUUGAGCUCUAUGACUGCCAGCAGGUCACCCGCGCGGGCAUCAAACGCAUUCGGGCUCACCUUCCUGAUAUCAAAGUCCACGCCUACUUUGCCCCAGUCACACCCCCUCCCUCAGUGCAUGGAAGUGGCCAGCGUCUCUGCCGAUGCUGUGUCAUAAUCUGACAGGAGGAGCCUCUGAGAGAUGCCAUAAAAAGUCAAGCUGUCAGUCAACCUCUAAACUCUGCCCUGUCCUGGCUCCACACCACUAUGAGACACUGUGUGGGGAUGUGGCUAUGGGAGGCAUGGCUUGUUCGCUGAGCAGUUGCCUGGUAGCAGGAUGACCUGAACAAGUUACACAAAAUAAAUACAAUGCAACGUGACAUAUAAAUACUAUGUACAUACAAUACAACCUACUGGAUAUACAAGAAGAAAAUCAAGGAGCUACCAUGUAAAAUAUUUCAUAUUUGGAUAUAUAGAAAACAAAUCUGAGGAAGUACUUAAAGCAUUAUGGAACUACACAAUAUGGAAUGAAUACACAAAGAACUUUGUUUGAGGCAUGUUUAAUGCCGUAAUGACAGCUACACAGUGUUUACAUCCUGCUCCUCUUCCUCAACCAAUAGGAAUGCAUUCUCUCAAGAUGAAGAGAAUCAAUAACAAAAACAGAAAACGAGUGGCAGGAUGCAAGUUUCCUUUGGAGUUUUGUAGGAUACUCCUACCGCUGUUUGAUCAUGUGACUUUCUCAAACAUGGGAGGAUGAAGUUUGAGCGUUUCUUCUGAUUUGCGUGUGCGUGUGAGAAUGUUUAAUCGAAACAUAACACUACAACAAAAUCAACCCGUAUUAAAACGGAAGUAAAAUGGUUUUUAUUUUCUGUUAGUGCUCACUCAUUUUGAGAGAGGAAAAACAACAUUUGCAAUUGAAAUCAAGUGAGCGAGUAAGGGGAUGACAGAUCGAGAAAGACUGAGAUUGUGCAUGCCAGUUGAUUUCACUCCAGUCCGGAGUUAAUUUAACAUCAUAAUUGAUGUGAAUGUUCAAAUUUAGACAAUAUUCAUUAACUAGGGGGGGUCAUAUGGGAUAGAUUUACAUUUGACUUUCACAAUGUUUCAGUGCAAUAUUGAAAGCCCAGGCGUAUGUAACUGUGGUGUGUGACAGAAUCCAGAACACUCCUUAUUCAGGCAUUUCCUAGGCAACAGUCUCAAUCGUAUUCUCAUGGCAAUGUCCCUGGUUCUACAGCGAAGCCCCUGUGUCCUCAAUCCUUUAUAUUCACUGCCAGUUACAUGUCCUCGAGCUUAUAGAUGUGAUCUCAGCAUAAUGUUACACAAAAGUUAACAAUAGGAAUGAGGCAAAAAUGGCAAUUUUUAUCAAUGCAAUCAUGAGAUAAUUUAAAGUAGACCAUCGGAUGCAUAAAACUAAUGUUCAAUGAGGAUUAGUUCUCCCAAAAUUGAACAUUAUGGCAUCAUUUGCUCACCCUCAUACCAUCCCAGAUGUGUAUGACUUUCUUUCUUCUGCAGAACAUUAAUGAAGAUUUUUAGACGAAUAUUUCAACUCUGUUGGUGCUUUCAAUGGAGUACAUUUACAUUUUUGGGUGAACUAUCCCUUUAAGAAUGCUGCAUAUUUCUUUAAAUACAUGUUGAGUCACGCUGAUGAAAACAGCUGCUCGUGGAUCAUCUAAUCAAUAUAAAUGCUUUUUCGGUGUGAGUGCCUUGGAUUUUGCAAUUGGGGGAGGGAUGGAAUUACAGCCACAGAAAUGCUUGACUCAGGGCUGCGAUGUAGUUCUUCACAUUUCUUUUCUCUUGUAUUCCCUGUUUAGUUGGUUUUUACCAUUAGAUCCGAUUAUGAUGAAGUACUACAUCAUUUACUGUCAAUGCAUACACCAGUGAUUCCAAUAUUCCUUAGAUCGACCAUGUCACUUUGGAAGGCAAUGCUAAACCUGUUACAGUAAGUGACGUUUGUUUUGAAUUGCUCUUUUAACAGCUGAUCGGUUCCCCUUAUUCUCUCUGAUAUUUUUGACAAAGAUGAAACAAGUUACCUGAAUGUCCUUGUGUUCUGGUUGUUAAUGUGACAUUUCUUUAAAUAAAAGUUCUAAACAGUG